GAUAACGUCGUUACCGCGGGAAACAUUUUGUUCGAAAUUUGAUUUUGUUCGAAAUUAGAGGUAAAAAUCAGCAGGAUGGCGUACAGAGGACAAGGACAGAAAGUCCAGAAAGUUAUGGUGCAGCCUAUCAAUCUCAUUUUCAGAUACCUGCAAAACCGGUCUCGGAUCCAGGUCUGGCUUUACGAACAGGUCAACAUGAGGAUAGAGGGCUGUAUCAUUGGAUUUGAUGAAUAUAUGAACUUGGUCCUGGAUGAUGCUGAGGAAGUGCACAUGAAGACAAAGAACAGAAAGCCUCUGGGACGGAUCAUGUUGAAAGGAGACAAUAUAACACUGCUACAAAGUGUGUCCAAUUAGUCCUCCAGAAAAAAACUUGCUGUUUUCUUUAUUCUUUUCAGAUUCUUGGAUAUGAGGACAUGACUGUCUUUUGUAUCAUUUGUCAGUUUUUAGGCAAAUGAAAUUUAGAGAUAUUUGUCAUAUGUGACGUUAUUACCUUUUUGUCCUUUUUUGUACCCAACAAGAAUAAAAUAAUGUCCUUUGUU
Messenger RNA from Chanos chanos (milkfish), 539 nucleotides. RefSeq names its product small nuclear ribonucleoprotein polypeptide E (gene snrpe). NCBI's taxonomy places the organism in Eukaryota, Metazoa, Chordata, Actinopteri, Gonorynchiformes, Chanidae. Gene Ontology annotation, cellular component: spliceosomal complex. The transcript is spliced from 5 exons. The record is from RefSeq and is a predicted model, not a curated record. Gene Ontology annotation, molecular function: RNA binding. Gene Ontology annotation, biological process: mRNA splicing, via spliceosome. Bases 76 to 354 code for a protein of 92 amino acids.